Messenger RNA from Osmerus eperlanus (European smelt), 1677 nucleotides. RefSeq names its product fibronectin type III domain-containing protein 11-like. The transcript has 2 exons. The coding region runs from base 497 to 1582 and encodes 361 amino acids. The record is from RefSeq and is a predicted model, not a curated record. NCBI's taxonomy places the organism in Eukaryota, Metazoa, Chordata, Actinopteri, Osmeriformes, Osmeridae.
UGGUUCCGCUUCGGAUGCCAUCAAGCGGGAUCUCUGGUCGUAGUCAGUCCUUCACUAACCAAUCAGCAUUCAUUAGCAGAAUGCUAGCGUGUUGUGGGCAACAACGACUCACCCUGUAAGAAAUCAAAAGGACAUAAAUACUCGUUCAUUCAACUUUCGAUCUAUAAUCCAUGUUGAACAUGCACAAACUACAAUCAAAUCUGAGAUUUCUCAACGACAAUCAGGCGAAAGAGACCAAUUUAGCCAUUUAACCUACGUUCUCAUUUAGGCCUAGUUACUAAUUUACGCACUUCAGUAAUAGUAAUAUCAAAGAGUAUAGAAGCACGUUCUUUGGUAAUAUUUAAAACAUAAUUGGAAUUUUGGAUAGGAAUUUGCUUUGGAAUUUUGAGGACGAUCGAGCGACCGUGGCAUCUUGUCUGUGACGCUGCACCUGUGGUAUUUAAUUUGUAACCAUGGUAAUUCAGACAACAUCUGAAAAAAAUACGUUUAGUAAAAAAUGGUAAUAGCUAUUAAUAGUCUACCUACUUUUAAAACUUUUCGUGGUGGAAAAAGACAUGCAGUAGAAGUUUCAGACAUGAAAAGAAUGAAGGUGACCACUCUUAGUACUGAUAACAGUGAGCAGUGCCAUCCAAUGAAGACACAACACAGUGGUGAUGCCGACAACCAGACAGGGAACAACCAAAACCAAAUGGCCACAGAUGACACCUGGAGCGCUUUCAUGGACCUGCGCUACCACAUCCUUCAGCUGCUUUCCACCAAGCUCACCCCUUGCACACUGGAGGACUGCAAGGCCCGCCUUGAGGUCCUGAGGAAAUGCUCUUAUUACAUGGAUGUCCACCAGGACCUGUCUAUGGCUGACCAACAACAGCAGAAUGCUCUGUCCGAUUCCACCAUCCUUCACCUAAUUGAUCCCUGGAAGUUCCAGCGUAUGAAGAAGUUGGCCAACAGCCAAGUUAAGAUCCAGCUGAGUCUCCUCGAAGAGCUGUACGAGCAGAUCUGUCGGGGCAGGGCAGACUUGGAAGCUAUCGCCAACCAAUGCAGUCCCAGUACCUUUUGCCAAGACAACGCCCCCUUGAGGAAGAGAGUGGAGCAGCUUACCAUGGCGUUGGUGGACUUUGACUCCACGCUGUCGCCUGGUCGGCUGCAUGCCAAGCACCGGCUCAUCUCUGAAACGGGUAACACCAAGGUUCCCCAGCUCUGGCUGACACUCAACGUCAAGAUGCCUGUGAUGUUUGACAAGUCGCGAUCAGAAGCUCUAGCCAGCUUCACCCGGCUACACUGGUACAUUGCCGGGACAGAUCAGCAGGAUCCUGGGGAGCAGUUUGAGAUCCACCACAAGCUCAUCCAGCCCAUCAACACAGAUGAAGGCAACCAGACUGGGAUGGUCACUUGCUCCGGCAAUCACAUUCAGAUUAACAACCUACUGCCGGAAAGAUGCUACGAAUUCACGGUCAAGAGGGCAGACACGUGUUAUUUGGUGUACGGCUUCUGGAAUGAGACCAUCAUCCUCCGCACUGCCGCCAUGUCCCCCGGGGGUCAGGUGGGGAGCCGGGAGAAGAAGAGAAGGCUGUGUCUCUGGUAGUGUGAAUGAACAUGGAUACAUAGCUUCAUAGAAGAAGAAAAACGUUUUACAUUUUAUAUCUCUCUAAUAAACUAAACAAGGUUUUGUCUUGGUGA